UGCAAGAAAGUGUGCAAGGUGAUGGCGUGGGGAGGGCGGAACUAGUGUGCAGGCGGAACAUGAACCAAACAAGCGAAAAGAGAGGGAAAUUUAAACUGUGGGGACCUUCUGUCAAAAGCAGUUGCUUUAGCGCGAAACGGCAAUUACAGAUAUCAAUCAGCAGUUUUAAAUAGAGACGCACGGUCCGAACGAGGAUAACUCCUAGUAAUGGUACAGAAUGGAGUUGAGCCACGACCAGCUUUCAGACUCCCCCUCCAAGAAUAGCUAUAUAGGGAGCUACUACCAGCCUCCGGACAAGAUACUGGCAAUCCCAAAAGAAGCGCAGCUGUCCCCCAAAGGCGCAGAGCACCUGAUCGACAGACCUGGACUCCAAUCGACUAAACAGAGCAGCCAGGGUGUCGUGGAUGCACUCAGGACCCUUCAGGAGAAAAUAAAACGCCUGGAGCAGGAACGGCUACAAGCAGAGAAGAGCCAUCCGCAAUUUUCACACGAUGCGGGGAAGCAUGAGCCCGCUGCGAUGUCAGCGAGCCUGGUUGUGACAGAGGGCGAUAACAGGAAAGAGCUGGACGCUAAGCUGCAGUCUGCCGAGUCUCGCUGUAAAAUGCUUGAGAAGCAGCUAAACUACAUGAGGAGGAUGGUGGACAGCGCCAGGAAGGACAAGGACGCACCGGCGGACAAUCAGCAGAAGCAAGAGAAGCAGCCAAGCAACCCAGACGAGCAAAUUCACCACGAAAAGCUGCAGAAACUUGAAUCAGAGUGUAUCAAAUUGAGCAGAACUCAAAAUCUGUCAGAGAUGAAGCUUGCCGUUCUGGAGCAGAGGCUUCUGAAGGAGGAGCAUGAGCGUAAACUCGUGCAGGAGAAAGCAGGCCAGCUGCAGCGAGAGUUGGACCUCAAUCUUAGACUGUCUUCUCCACCCGCUGCCCAGCAGACUAAGCCAACGAAGACCCCCCAAAAGCCCAUGCUGAAAUCCCCCCGACCGAAUGAGAGUGCGUCACUGAAGCACAAAAGGAUUCCCUUUGUGGCAGGAAUGUCGACCAACCCGAGCCACUCGGUGCACGCCAACGUGCAGAGCAUCUUGCACAUGAUGAAGCACCACCAGCCUCAGCUGUGCGAGCGGGUGAGCGCCCUGCACCGUACGGGCUGCGGUGCCAGGAAGAGCCUGCGCAUGGACGCCCAGCCGGCGGCCAGGCGAGACGGGGAGGCGGAGCCCGACGCGCAGUCGCUGGGCUCGCUGUCAGACCUUCUGCUGGCCCUGCAAGACGAGCUGGGACAGAUGGGCUUUGAACAUCAGGAGCUGAUGCGUCAGAUCGAUGCCACUCAGCAUAUGGAGCAGAGGCACGAACUGCAGAGAGAACUAGAAAGUAUGGCGGCCAGGAUGGACAAAAAAGGAGCGCAGAUCACGAAACUGAGGAAACACCAGCAGUCGGUCCACAAGUUGACCCAGCAGCCACACGCCACCAACAAGAUGAGCAAGAAGCCAAGUGCCGUGCAGCCGUUGUCAACUUCUCCUGCCAGGAGCAAAAAUCAUCAUCAGGACAGGCCGAGCAGCGUAGGUCAGCAGAGCCUCCACAUCCUCAGGGAAACGCAGAAGCUACGCAACAGCCUCAAAGAAGAAGACAUCUGUUGGGAAGCUUAGUCAAGAAUGACUACGUCAAACCAGUUUACACGUUUUUAGAUCUUGUUUUUAACCAUGUCAUGUUGUAAUGAUUUAUUUUAUAUUACAUAGUGUAUAUUUGAAAUAAAGCAUAUUUUCUACAAUUUU
Hippocampus comes (tiger tail seahorse) is the source of this 1762-nucleotide messenger RNA. It is a transcript of the gene cep57l1, whose product is annotated as centrosomal protein 57, like 1. NCBI's taxonomy places the organism in Eukaryota, Metazoa, Chordata, Actinopteri, Syngnathiformes, Syngnathidae. Bases 218 to 1636 code for a protein of 472 amino acids. Gene Ontology annotation, cellular component: centrosome. The record is from RefSeq and is a predicted model, not a curated record. The transcript is spliced from 11 exons. Gene Ontology annotation, molecular function: gamma-tubulin binding; microtubule binding; identical protein binding.